Molecule: messenger RNA, 1566 nt
Organism: Gloeophyllum trabeum ATCC 11539
Lineage: Eukaryota; Fungi; Basidiomycota; Agaricomycetes; Gloeophyllales; Gloeophyllaceae
Exons: 5
Coding region: 1-1566 (521 amino acids)
Molecular function (GO): oxidoreductase activity
Source: RefSeq, a predicted model, not a curated record
AUGGAGAGCAAGGACAAGCUGUACGGCUCCGUCGGGGAGGCUCCCUCUUCCUUAUGCCCGUCGCGAUGGCCUGGUUCCGAUCAUGAAUCCCAACAGACGCUACUGAAGACACUGAAGGAGAACCACGAAAAAUGGCACAUCUUUUUCAACGAGAAGGGAUUUCACAACCAUACCACCCAUCAUAUCCUGGCCGUUUACGGACUGGGUGCAGCGGGGCCUACAAUCCAAGCUGCGUACGACGUCAACGCUAGUUAUCAGAAACCCGCCUUCAAGGCUCCCGAGCCCAUUGGUCUGCAUAACUUUGAGGACCACCUGGGUAAAGAAGAGUAUUACGGGGCGUAUCGCGACUUCUUCGCUUCGGUUCUGCUGGACAAAGGCAUCCCCUCCACGCUUGAGGAAUAUAUCUUCUCAACGAGAUAUAACUACCACCCGCAGGUUACGGACAAGGAGAAGCAGCCCCGCAUGCUGAGCAGAUUUCUGUCGGGCGUCUUACAUCCUUGGAUUCAUACCGGAUAUGGUGUUGAGUUUAAACUAAUUGGUCAAACAGCCGAAGGCCUCGCUGAGACUGCUGUUCAUGCGGCUAACGCUGACGCUGCUGUCCCUCAGUCUCGCUUCAACAUUGCAUCUCCCGGAUCAGCCUCUAGCGCGGUUUCGCGUCUGACCUCGGCUCUACCCUCUCUGUCUCUGGGCUCAAACGGGCAGUCUGCGAAGGCGGAGGGGAAAAACGCAUUUACCGUUGUCUCGUCUUUGCUGUCAGACCCGUUAUGUAUCAUGGCCAGUGAGGGACCUAACGUGGGCAAGACACCGGAUGAAAUUGAAGAAGUCGUCGCUUCACUUAUCAAGAAGUCGUUCGAGCAGUGCGGCGAUAUUGUCCGGAAGGCUGCAGAGGAAUGGCUGCCAGUCGAUGGACCAGAGCCGAGCGAGCAGGCACUGAAUAGCAAGAUGGAAGAGAUGAUAUGGACGAACGUCUCUCUGUAUGCCAUUUGCGGGUGGAGCGACGCGAAACAGUUCAAUGCGGACUUCUUCCUAAUGCAUCUAGUCACUUCUGCGCUCUUCCUGCCUAGCCUACUUGCACCGUCUGUCCUGCCCAUGCGCUCCCGAAGGUUGCUCCUCCACUCGUACUUCACCACCUGCGUCUCUACCUGGAUAUCCCGCGGCCGCCCCGCUCUCGCCAUCCGUGACUUCAUGACACGUACCGACCCCCAUUUGACUCCCCCUGGGCCCAAGCCCGAGCCUCACAAGGAUGCAUUACCGCCCCACAAUGCGAAGCUGCAGACUAACGCUAACGCGUGGCUUCCGAUUGUGCACAGCACACUCGCCCAUCCCGACGAGCAUCUAUGCAAAAUUCAGCGCGCCCUCGCGCAUUUUGCUUCCCUGUAUGGGAACCGUCCGAAGGGCUACUGGAAGACACAGCGGACGGAGAAUCUGGACGGCUUGGAAGAGCUUGACGGAACUCUUUUCGCUAGGGCGGCGGGCCUCACGGCGAAUAGGCUCGGCUGGAUGAUGGACGGCGAGGAGAAAGGAAGCUGGGAUUUCGACGGAUUCUUUGAGCACGACAAGGCGUAG